GUCCGGUCCGCUCCGGGGCUCCAGGUCGGGGUUUCCAGGCGGAGCGCAGAGACGCAGGAGCGGAGGACUCCUGAGCAGAACGCCGCUUCUGUCCGGCAACAAGUGGACGGAGACGGAGGCUAGUGUGGAACCGAGGAACCGGGAGAACAUCCGAACCAGAACCGAGCCGUGUCUGGAGAACCUGCUGCGGGUCACAGGUCGCCUGCGGCUGGAUGGAGAUGCGAACCGCGCCGCUGCUGCUCUUCUUCGUCCUGGCUGCUGCCGUCGUCGGCCAGGAGCCCGACCACAGCCACGGCUGUGCCCAUGGCAGCUGUUACCCGGCAACCGGAGACCUGCUGGUUGGACGAGAGAAGAACCUGAAGGCCUCGUCCACAUGUGGGAUGAGAAGGAAAGAACCCUACUGCAUCGUCAGCCAUUUGCAGGAUGAGAAGAAGUGCUUCGACUGUGACUCCAGGCGGCCGUACGACCCCGUCUACAACACCAUCAACCACCGGAUAGAGAACGUCAUCACCACCUUCAAGCCGCACCGCAAGAAGUCCUGGUGGCAGUCGGAGAACGGAAAGUCAGAUGUUUUCAUCCAGCUGGAUCUGGAGGCAGAGUUCCACUUUACUCACCUGAUUAUGACGUUCAAGACUUUCCGUCCGGCCGCCAUGCUGAUCGAACGCUCGGCAGACUUCGGUCGCAGCUGGCAGACUUAUCGAUACUUCGCCCACGACUGUGCCGCCUCCUUCCCCGGAGUCUCUCAGGGUCAUCUACGCACCAUCAACGACGUCAUCUGCGAGUCGCGAUAUUCUGACAUCGAGCCGUCGACAGAAGGAGAGGUCAUCUACAGGGUUUUGGAUCCAGCCAUCAGGAUCGAGGACCCGUACAGCCCCAACAUCCAGAACCAGCUGAAGAUCACCAACCUGAGGGUGAACUUCACCAAGCUCCACACGCUGGGCGACAACCUGCUGGACCCCAGAGCCGAGAUCAAGGAGAAGUACUACUACGCCAUCUACGAGCUGGUGGUCCGCGGGAACUGCUUCUGCUACGGACACGCCUCCGAGUGCGCCCCCAUCGAGGGCAUCAGGGACGACAUCGAGGGCAUGGUUCACGGCAGGUGCGUCUGCAACCACAACACCAAAGGUCUGAACUGCGAGCAGUGCGACGACUUCCACAACGACCUGCCCUGGAGGCCCGCCGAGGGGCGCAACACCAACGCCUGCAAGAAGUGUAGCUGCAACAGCCACUCGUCCGUGUGCCACUUCGACAUGGCGGUUUUUCUGGCCACGGGAAACGUCAGCGGUGGAGUUUGCGACGACUGUCAGCACAACACGAUGGGACGCAACUGCGAGAUGUGCAAACCGUUCUACUACAAAGACCCCAUCAAGGACAUCAGAGACCCGCGGGUCUGCAUCGCUUGUGACUGCGACCCCGACGGUUCCCAGAACGGAGGGAUGUGCGACAGUCACACCGAUCCUUCCCUCGGCAUGGUGGGAGGUCAGUGUCGCUGCAAAGCCAACGUCGAGGGUCCGCGCUGCGACAAGUGUAAGACCGGCUUCUUCGGGCUGAGCGCAGAAAACCCUCAGGGCUGCCAGCGUGAGUAUGAACUCUGCUGCUCCAUGGACAGCGGUCAGUGUCGCUGCCGAAGCCACAUGGUGGGACGUCAGUGCACUCAGGUGGAGUCUGGAUACUUCUUCAUGGCUCUGGAUCACUUCCUGUACGAGGCGGAGGCGGCCAAAAUGGGACAGGGCAGCGUGUUGGAGACCAGGGAGCACCAGCCCGGCCGACCGGCCUCGUGGACCGGGCUCGGCUUCGCUCGGGUCCCUGAAGGCGGCACGCUGGAGCUGGUGAUCAGCGACGUGCCGUACUCCAUGGAGUACGACCUGCUCGUCCGCUACGAGACGCAGAUGCCUCGGGACUGGGAGGAGGUGAGGAUCACAGUGAUCCGUCCGGGCCCGAUUCCCACCAGCAGCCCCUGUGGAAACACCAUCCCAGACGACGACAGGAUCAGCGUCUCUCUGCCGGCCGGAUCCAGGUUCGUGGUUCCUCCUCAGCCGGUGUGUCUGGAGCGAGGAGUGACGUACACGCUUCGCUUCGAGUUCAGGCGCUACCAGGACGCCAACAGCAUCCUGAACGGAGCCGCCAACGCCGUCAUCCUCAUCGACUCUGUCGCCCUGAUGCCCCGCCACGCCUCCCUGGAGAUGUUCAACGCCGGAGAUCCGGCCUCCAACAGCAGGAAGCAGACCUACGAGCGGUACCGGUGCCACGAGGGCGCCAAGAGCGUGACCCGGCCGCUGAUGAGCGACACCUGCGCCAAGCUGGUCCUCAGCAUGUCGGCCAUCAUCAACGACGGAGCGCUGCCCUGUAACUGCGACCCUCAGGGCUCCGUCAGCUCCAUGUGUGACGUCCGCGGAGGCCAGUGUCGCUGCAGACCCAACGUGAUCGGCCGGCGCUGCGACCAGUGCGCUCCGGGGACGUACGGCUUCGGACCCUCGGGGUGUAUCGCCUGCAGCUGCAGCCUCGAAGGCUCCGUCACCCGACUGUGCGAUAAGUUCAGCGGUCAGUGCCAGUGCCGGCCGGGAGCGUUCGGUCAGCGCUGCGACGGCUGCCAGUCGGGCCACUGGGGCUUCCCCAGCUGCAGACCUUGCCAGUGCAACGGCCACGCCGACCAGUGCGACCAGAGGACCGGAGCCUGCAUCAGCUGCCGGGACAACACCGGAGGAGACACGUGCGACAGGUGUGCCAAUGGUUACUAUGGUAACCCGGUGUUGGGCAUAUCGUCCGGGGGUCACUGCCGGCCGUGUCCGUGCCCCGACGGGCCCAACAGCGGACGCCACUUUGCUGCGUCUUGUUACCAGGACAACCGCAACAGACAGAUCAUCUGCAACUGUAACCAGGGAUACACAGGGAUUGUUAAACGCUCCGGGGCGACCAUUUUUAAGCGUGCCCGAUGCGAGGAAUGUGCCCCGGGUUAUUAUGGCAACCCCUCUCAGCCGGGUGGGCGCUGCCAGCCGUGUCAGUGCAACAACAACAUCGACAUGUCGGACGUGGAUGCUUGCGACAGGCAGACUGGAGAGUGCAGGAAGUGUCUUUACAACACCGAGGGACCAAACUGCGGCAUCUGCAGGAGCGGAUAUUUCGGCGAUGCUUCCCGACGCAACUGCAGGAAGUGCACGUGUAACUUCCUGGGAACCGAACGCAGCCAGUGUAUGGAGCGCGAGGACUGCGUUUGCCAGCGUGCCACGGGACAGUGCCAGUGUUUGCCAAACGUCAUCGGUCUGACAUGCGACCACUGCGCCCCGAGUCACUGGAACCUGGCCAGCGGAAGAGGAUGCGAACCAUGCAGCUGUGAUCCCAACAACUCUGUCACCUCCUCCUGCAACGAGUUUACUGGACAGUGUCAAUGUCGUGAUGGCUUUGGAGGGAAAACCUGCACAGACUGUCAGGAGAACUUCUGGGGAGACCCAAGGACGCAGUGCAGAGCUUGCGACUGCGACUGGCGUGGGAUUGAGACCUCUCAGUGCAACCGGGUGACGGGCCACUGUGUUUGCCAGCAGGGGGUGUCCGGUGUCCGCUGUGACCAGUGCGCCAGAGGCUUUUCUGGCCAGUUCCCCAACUGCCAGCCCUGCCACCAGUGCUUCGGGGACUGGGAUCGCAUUGUGCAGGACUUGGCAGUGCGUACCAAGGCUCUGGCAGAGCGAGCCCAUGAGAUUCAGACCACUGGGCUUACCGGGCCCUAUGAGAAGGCCUUCAGAGACCUGGAGGAGAAACUGGCACAAGCUCAGGGCAUCGUCAAUGCACGCAACGCCACCGCUGCAGCUGUAGCUACGCUAAUGGAGCUCAUGGAAGAUCUCAGGGCCCAGAUUGGUGACACCACCGACACCUUAAACCGCCUGGAAGGAGACCUAACCGUCGUCCAGGACAGCAACUCUGAGGCGAGCAAGGAACUGAGCGCUCUGGAGAGGGAGGCGAAAGAACUGAAUCUCACGUCAGAGCAGCUGCACCGCCAACUGGAUAUCCUCAAAAACUCCAACUUCCUCGGGGCGUAUGACAGCAUCCGGAGCUCGUACAACAGGUCUCGUGAUGCAGAGCGACGUGCUAACGAAUCGACAACCACCAGGCCGAGCACGGUCAGCCAGUCUGCCGACACCCGUCGUCGCACCGAGCGCCUCAUCGCCGCCAAGAAGGACGACUUCAACCGGAAAAACGCCGCCAACAAGCGAGCGCUGGGAGAGCUGAACGCCAGGGCACAAGGCCUGGACAUGAAGAAGAUCAACGAGAAGGUGUGCGGCGCUCCCGGUGACGCCCCCUGUGGAGAGAGCCCUUGCGGCGGUGCAGGUUGCCGCGACGACGACGGGAACCGCCACUGUGGAGGCCUGAACUGCAACGGCGCCGUGGCGGCCGCCGACAACGCUCUGGAGAAAGCCAAACAUGCAGAGAAGGAGCUGAGCAAAGCGAUGGGGGAGGUGGAGGGACUCUUCACCAAGGUGGCCGAGGCGAAGACCAAGGCGGAGGAGGCCAAAGGUAAAGCCCAGGCUGCUCUGGAUAAAGCCACGGCCACCAAGAACAAGGUGGAGCGCUCCAACAACGACCUCAGAGACCUCAUCAAACAGAUCCGAGAGUUCCUCACUCAGGAGGGAGCCGACCCAGACAGCAUCGAGGACGUAGCAAACCGAGUGCUGGAGCUCUCCAUCCCCGCCUCGCCGCUCCAGAUCAGACACCUCGCCGACGAAAUCAAGGAGCGAGUUCGCAGCCUCUCCAACGUGGACGCCAUCCUGCAGCAGACGCAGGACGACGUCCGCAAGGCGGAGCAGCUGCUGCUGGACGCCAAGAGGGCGAGGCAUCGUGCUGAGGGAGUGAAGACCACGGCGGAGACGGUGAAGAAGGCCUUGGUGGACGCCAAGACCGCUCAGACGUCAGCAGAGAAAGCCAUCGCCAAGGCCAAAGCUGACAUCGGGGAGACGGAGAAUCGACUGGCCGAGAUCGAGUCCGAGACGUCCAACAGCGAGAAGGGCCUGAACGAUGCCAUGGACCGCCUCGGCACUCUGGGACAGGAGAUCAACGCCCUGAAGACCAAACGUGCCAACAACAGCAUGGCGGCGGCCCGAGCCGAGGAGACGGCCACCAUGGCCCGAGACAAGGCCAACGAAGCCAAGCAGAUUCUAGACGGCCAGCUGACGGAUAAAUACAACGAGGUGCAGCAGCGGGUCGACACCAAAGCCAAGGCUGUGCAAGACGCCAAGAAAAAGGCAGAAAGUCUCAGAGACGAAGCAAAGAAGCUGCUGGAGGACGCCCAAAACAAGCUGCAGAGACUAGCAGAACUGGAGAAAAACUACGAGAAGAACCAGAAGAGGCUGGAGGGAAAGGCUCAGCAGCUGGACGGUCUGGAGGACAAGAUGAAGGGAAUCCUGAACGACAUCAACAGACAGAUCCAGAUCUACAACACCUGCCAGUAACCCAUCCUGCUGUUCUGACGUUUAUUUCAGAAACUCAAACGUGACAAUAGACUGUAAAGCAAAAAGAUAAUAAUUAAUCAACCUGCAAGUGAAUGUGCAUAUUUUCUGUCUCUUUUUUUUUUUUUUGUAAAUGUUUAAAACUGUUACACUGAGAUAUAUAAACAUACCUGAACAUGUAAAAGGCUGUCUGAUAUAUAUUUUAAGUUUAAUUCGUGCACAUUUGUGUUUUCUUUGCCUUUAAGUUUAAAGAUAAUAUGGAAUGUAUGUGUUCACGUUAGAAAAGUUAACUAUGCACAGAUUUCGGGAGAGCUUUAAAAAAUAAUCUGCAGGUUAUUUUUGUAAUCAUGUUUAAAUUCUAAUGUUUUUGCCUUUAUUGGACCGUUGACAGUGUCGCUGUGAUUACAUGGGAUUUGCGUUAAAGCCGGGGUAGGCAGUUUUUCUUCUUUGGAAUCACUGGACACAAUACUUUUUGUAUAUUGUAGUAAACCAGACGUCUGCAGGCUCAGUUUUCAAGCUUUAGAAAAUCUGACAGAUGACACAGUUUAAACAGAAACAAAGCAGCUUUAAGCUUUUGCCCACCAGAUGCUUGUUAAAUACAUUUAUUUCUGUGAUGUAGAUGGACUCUACACUCUAAUUUUCCACUGGAAUCACGUUAAGCUGCAGUGGACGGUGUCUUGUUGCAGCAGGAAACAGCUUUUAGGUGCAUGAGAGCAUUUAAAUCCAAGUUUUUUGGGGUCAUGGAAGGACAUGAUUGUUUUGCUUUAUUGCAGUGUAUUUUCAAAUAAGCCAAGAGAAGAACAGGCUUCUCCAGUGAGGCAUUCAAAUGGUUUUAAAAAUGUUGCAUUGUCACAUGAACCGUUUGGUUUAGGAAUCCAGUUGAUGUCAGCGUUAGCGGUCUGGUACAGAAAUGACCUGCAAACACAGUUUAUUUGGUACUAAACUGGUUUUUCGCUGGACGAAUUUAAAGAAAGUUUGACGUCUUGUGCAACAGGUUUGUUCACCGUAUCCGUGAGAGCAAGAUCAGAAAAUAAACGCUGAUGGUUCACUUAUCUUAAUGUGCUCUCUAGGAAAUAAACACAAUACAUCAGUAAGCCAACCACUGUUUUUGCCCAAUGAAUCGAUUAACUAUUACCAAGAUUAACUGUUGUGAAUGUUCAUCACGUAAACUGUGAUGGAACAUGUCCAGUCUGCUUUAAUUGGAUGAACAACACAGUGUUUAUUUGUGCCUUAGCCAGUUUCAUUAACUAACUGGUUUUUGUUUUAGGAAGUAAAAGCCUCUCGGCUGCAGCCACGUGAUUAAUAGCUAAAGCAAAAAUACCAAAAGAAACCCGUGUAAAGUUUUACAGUGUACAGUUUUGUGAAUAAAGGUUAAAAAAAA
Molecule: messenger RNA, 6816 nt
Organism: Stegastes partitus (bicolor damselfish)
Lineage: Eukaryota; Metazoa; Chordata; Actinopteri; Pomacentridae
Gene: lamb2
Product: laminin, beta 2 (laminin S)
Exons: 34
Coding region: 213-5438 (1741 amino acids)
Biological process (GO): substrate adhesion-dependent cell spreading; animal organ morphogenesis; tissue development
Cellular component (GO): laminin trimer
Source: RefSeq, a predicted model, not a curated record